This is a messenger RNA of Plasmopara halstedii, 252 nucleotides long. RefSeq lists its product as uncharacterized. The record is from RefSeq and is a predicted model, not a curated record. The transcript is spliced from 2 exons. The coding region runs from base 1 to 252 and encodes 83 amino acids. Lineage: Eukaryota; Oomycota; Peronosporomycetes; Peronosporales; Peronosporaceae.
AUGGCAAAACUGGCAGACUUGUCAAAGGCGCUGAAUUUUUCGGUAAGGGUUUGGCCCGUUGUCUCGUUGUGCGAUGUGCAAACCUUAUGCUCAUGUAUGGGUAACCUUAAGCGCUCACUUGAUCUCUGUGCUUUACAUCAAGCUGAUGCCAACACGCAUGAACAUGUUGUUGCAUUAGCGCCUUGUUCCGCUAAACGUUGCACCAUAACGUCAUUGUCAAUGAGAUACAACAGCUCGUUAGAAGCCAUUUAG